AUGGAUAGAACCGACGCUAAUGUAAGGCUAAAUCUAAGGCUAAGACUAUGGCUAAGGCCAAUGCUAAAGCCGAGGCUAGGACUAAGGCUGAGAGUAAAGCUAAGGCUAAAGACGAGGCUAAAGCUAAGGCUAAAUCUGAGGCUAAGGCUAAUGCUCAGGCUAAGGCCGAGACUAAGGCUAAGGCUAGGGAAAAGGCUAAGUUUAGAGCUAUGCCUAUGCUUAUAGCUAAGGCCAAGACCUAA
This is a messenger RNA of Bursaphelenchus okinawaensis, 242 nucleotides long. NCBI's taxonomy places the organism in Eukaryota, Metazoa, Nematoda, Chromadorea, Rhabditida, Aphelenchoididae. The record is from the annotation of a GenBank genome assembly.